AAGUUUAAAAAUUAAACUCUCUCUCUCUCCUGAAAUGGUUGGCGUUUUCCGGCGAUCGCUCUCCUUUCCGAACAAACCAAACUCCGGCCGUUCAUCUCCGCCAUCGAAGCCUCGGAUCUCUCACCACACCAGAUCUGUCAGUCUCCCCUGCCGAUCCCAUCCCCUCAUCUCCCACAUCAACAACGAGAUCUCUCAGCUCAAAUCCUGGUCCUCCGCCGCCGCCGGAGAGAUGACCGAUGGAUUCCGCCGCACAUCCGCCUGGAUCUCCGACGGUCUUAGCCUCCUCAAGGACGUCCACGAGACGUUCUCCGACAUUCUACGUCUCCCGCAGUCACAGGAAUCCCUCCGAAACCGCCCAAUCUUCUUCGAGACUCUUCUAGAAGAUCUCCUCCGUUUCAUUGACGCCUAUGGAAUCUUCCAGACAUCCAUUCUCUCCCUCCGCGAAAACAAUUCCGGCUCUCAGGUCGCUCUCAGGAAGAGAGACGAUGCCAAAAUUACGGCCAACCUAAAAUCUCGCCAAAAUCUCGCGCGAGAUAUCUCGAGGCUAACGCCGUCUAUCCGCGAGCGGAAGACCACCAAGCAUAAUUUUUGCCACGUCAGCGAGAGUAAAUCGUACGGAGACGCUGAACUGGCAUCCGUCAUUGGUGACGUCAUCGAUGUAACGGUCUUCGUCUCCGUCGCGCUCUUUAACGGCGUAUAUUUCUCGUUCCGUCAAACCAAAACAACGCCGUUCAUCGGGCUUCUGAAGAGAUCGGAGAAAAAGGUGAGAACCGGCGAAGGAAUCGAGGAGCUGAGGAAGAUCGACGAGAAGAGUAUGAGUGGAUUGAGGAGAAAGAGAGAUGAAGAAGUGAAGAUUUUGAUUAAGAGAACGGUGGAAUUGGAGAAUUCGAUACGUGAGAUCGAAUGUGGGAGCGAGAAAGUGUUUAGGAGCUUGAUUAACACUAGGGUUUCCUUGCUUAACGCCUUAACCCAUUAACUAAAUCACUCUUAAUUAUUUGUGUGUGUGUGUGUUUAAUUUCUACUUCUUUUUUCGAUUUUUUUUUUGUGUUUUGUUUGGAGUUCGUUUUAUAAUAUUUUUUUUUAAGAAAUUGAUGUGUUAAAGAAUUUACAGUGAAUAUAAUAAUACUUAA
Molecule: messenger RNA, 1130 nt
Organism: Tarenaya hassleriana
Lineage: Eukaryota; Viridiplantae; Streptophyta; Magnoliopsida; Brassicales; Cleomaceae
Exons: 1
Coding region: 35-976 (313 amino acids)
Biological process (GO): root development; shoot system development
Source: RefSeq, a predicted model, not a curated record